CCUCCCCUCCCCGCCCAGGGGAAAGGCCGGGGCGUGCCAUGGCGCCCCGCUCCUCCGGUAGGCCCCGCCGCCCCCAGCGAAGCGAGAAGGAGGUUUGGCAGGAGCGGAGCGCUGGCUGGGCCGCGCCUGGGGCUGUUGCCCGACGAUGAGUUACUUCGUCAAACUAAAUGCCCGAAACACGGCCCCCCUGCCCUGGACUUUUAACACCCAACACAUACUUGGGACGUUAACACUCAACUGGAUUUUUUUCUGGAAAAACACUGUCGCCUCGAUUGAUGCCAGUCAGGUCCUGCAGUAACAGAAGUCCUGGGGCACGUAAAUACCAGCACAAAUUUCCUGUGAGCAUCUCAACUGGUGUGGCCUUGUGAAUAAAGAAAGUAAAGAAAAUGCAAACAGAUUCAGAAUUUAACAAGAGCGGUGCUAGCCUGGAAGAACUGCAUAGAGUUACAGCAGCUCUGUUCAUCAAGGGACAGCACCUCUGUAUGUGCAGAAGUUCUGCCAGAUCCUGGAAUCUGCAAAGAGUUGCUCGAGACAAAGAGCACAAGAGUGAAAUUGCCCAUCGCUACAAUGAUUUGAAGGAAGAAACAUUUAAAGCAGUUGCCAUGAUCACAUUUUCCCAGUAUCUCCAGAGAUGUUCUUAUGAUGGAUUGUCUAAGCUGGUGAAGGAUGUUGUUGAUCUGGCACAGAAAUGUGUGGCCAAUGAGGAUGCUCCUGAAUGUGCAAAACCACUGCCCUCCAUUUUCCUGGAUGAAAUCUGCCAAGUAGAAAAGCUCCGCGACUCAUACGGUGCAAUGGCUGACUGCUGCAGUAAAACUGAUCCUGAAAGAAACGAGUGUUUCCUGUCAUUUAAAGUUCCCCAACCAGACUUUGUUCAGCCAUACCAAAGACCAGCUUCUGAUGUGAUAUGCAAGGAGUACCAGGACAACCGGGUGUCAUUUCUGGGACAUUUUGUCUAUUCUAUUGGAAGAAGAAACCCCUUCUUGUACGCCCCAACAAUCCUCAGUCUGGCUGCUGAUUAUGAACAUGCACUUCAGACCUGUUGCAAAGAGAGUGAUGUUGGUGCUUGCUUGGAUGAAAAGGCAAUUGUCAUAAAAGAAAAAGCCAUGAAAGUAAGCAUGAUGCAGCAGUAUUCUUGUGGAAUCCUCAAGACUUUUGGUGAGAGAACUUUCCAAGCAAACAAACUUGCUCGCCUGAGCCAGAAAUAUCCCAAGGCUCCAUUACCAGAAAUUCUUAAACUUAUACAUGAGACUAAGGAUAUCUACAAGGAGUGCUGUGAAGGUGACAUGAUAGAGUGCAUGGAUGACAUGGCAGAGCUUAUGACCUACAUGUGCUCUAAACAAGAAGUUUUCUCAAGUAAAAUCAAACACUGCUGUGAGAAGCCAGUUGUGGAACGAAGCCAGUGCGUUAUUGAAGCAGAUUUUGAUGACAAACCUGAAGACCUCCCUUCACUCGUUGAAAAAUACAUACAAGAUAAGGAAGUGUGUAAAAGGUUUGAGGCAGGCCAUGAUGAAUUCUUGUCAGAGUUUGUUUAUGAAUACUCACGAAGACACCCUGAGUUCUCCACGCAGCUGAUUCUGAGAGUUACUAAGGGAUAUGAAACACUCCUGGAAAAGUGCUGCAAAACAGACAACCCUGCUGAGUGCUACGGAAAUGCUCAAGAGGAAUUGAAUAAACAUAUCAAAGAAACUCAGGAUGUUGUAAAGACAAACUGUGAACUUCUCACUACCCAUGGCGAGCAUGACUUUCUUAAAGCACUUCUGAUCCGCUACACUAAGAAAAUGCCCCAGGUAUCAACUGAUACCUUGCUUGAGAUUGGACAGAAAAUGACAAAUGUUGGUAAUAAAUGCUGCCAGCUUCCUGAAGACAGACGCCUACCUUGUUCUGAGGGAUAUCUGAGUGUUGUGAUUCAGGAAAUGUGCAGGAGACAGGAGACCACACCUAUAAAUGACAAUGUUUCACAUUGCUGCAGCGACUCCUACGCUUACAGGAGACCAUGUUUCACUGCCAUGGAAGUAGAUACCAAAUAUGUGCCUCCAGCAUUUGACCCUGAGAUGUUCAGCUUUGAUGAAAAACUGUGCACUGCUUCUCCUGCUGAACGGGACUUGGGGCAUAUGAAAUUGCUUGUCAACCUCAUUAAACGCAAGCCCCAGAUGACAGAAGAACAAAUAAAGACAAUUGCUGAUGGUUUCACUGCCAUGGUAGACAAGUGCUGCAAGCAAUCAGAUAUCGAGACAUGCUUUGGGGAAGAGGGUGCAAACCUAAUAGUCCAGAGCAGAGCCACAUUGGGAAUUGGUGCUUAACAGGUGGUUGCCAAUGGGAAAAAUAUGAAGAAAAAUACUUCUGUGUAACUUCUCCCACCCAUUACCUUUUUUCUUUGGUACUGAAUGAGUAUUUCAUAAAUCUUCAGUGUUUUGUCAAACCACAUGCUUCUCCAGAAACUUUCUAAUUCUAUUACUUUGAAAAAAAAUGAAUAAUAAAUAAAAGCUUUAUAAAUCUG
Molecule: messenger RNA, 2497 nt
Organism: Athene cunicularia (burrowing owl)
Lineage: Eukaryota; Metazoa; Chordata; Aves; Strigiformes; Strigidae
Gene: ALB
Product: albumin
Exons: 18
Coding region: 387-2300 (637 amino acids)
Biological process (GO): transport
Cellular component (GO): blood microparticle; cytoplasm
Source: RefSeq, a predicted model, not a curated record